Trypanosoma grayi is the source of this 1446-nucleotide messenger RNA. RefSeq names its product cation transporter. The coding region runs from base 1 to 1446 and encodes 481 amino acids. The record is from RefSeq and is a predicted model, not a curated record. The transcript has a single exon. Gene Ontology annotation, molecular function: monoatomic cation transmembrane transporter activity. NCBI's taxonomy places the organism in Eukaryota, Euglenozoa, Kinetoplastea, Trypanosomatida, Trypanosomatidae. Gene Ontology annotation, cellular component: membrane. Gene Ontology annotation, biological process: transmembrane transport; monoatomic cation transport.
AUGCGAAGGCGGUUUCUGAUAGGAUUAACACCGAUGGCAGUGCGGCAGACUGUCAGGAACCACGGUCACGGUCACGGUCACAGUCACAGCGGGGCGCGCAGUGGUCACCACCACCACCACCAUCAUCGUCAUCAUCAUCAUCACCAGCAGCUGGAUGCAUCAAUGAAAGGGCAACACUUGCGACAGUGCCAGCUCGUCACCGCUGUGGGUGGCUCCACCAAUGUUCUUUUCUGUGUAGCAAAGGUGUGGAUUGGCUCGAGUGGUGGAUCUGUGGCACUUGUGGCGGACGGCUUUCACGCCCUUGUCGAUCUUCUCGCUGAUGUCAUAUCUUACGCCGCAGUCACGCUCUCAAUGAAGCGACUGCCGAGGUGUCAUUUCCCUUUUGGUAUUGGCCGCAUCGAGACGGCCGGUGCCGUUUUGGUUGCCUUCAUCUUGCUCUUUGGUGGUGUGGUACUUCUCUUUCAGUCUCUGGAGGAGUGCCGGCGGGAGAUUGUAGACCGCCUGGGCCUCCGCGGUGAUGACGAUGAAGAACAGCACCGUCAGCAUCUGCACCAACAUGGCGAUGGUGGUAAUGGUGUGCACAACGACCACCAUGGUCACUCCCACUUUAACGUGAAGCAUUUGGAUGAAGAUGGGCGGGUGACAAUACUCUGGGCGAUGGUGUGGGUGUCGGUGGUGUCCAUUAUCGCCAAGGAGGUUCUUUUCCGCUGGACAAAGCGUGUUGGUGAGCGGGCAGGGUCGCGCGUUGUUGUGGCAAAUGCGUACCACCACCGUGCUGAUGCAUGGUCCGGUGUGGUGGCGCUCGUUGGUGUGGCAGGUCAUUGCGUUGGCAUGCCUGGCGUUGACGGGCUGGCGGGUCUCUGCGUGUCGUGGAGCAUCAUUCGCAUAGGGUACAGUUUGCUGCGCAGCAGUCUGCUGGAGUUUUUUGACUUUCAGAGCGCCAACGAAGUGUCGGACGUGCGACGGGAGCUGCAGCUCCAGAGAAAGUCUCACCCCGUCAAUGUGUUCCUUAUUCGCCAUGGGCAUUCUUACGCUCUCCAUGUUACGCUCCUUGUUGAGGCAAAUACGACAGCGGCUACAGUAACUGCCGCUGCGAGUGAACUCACCACCCUUGCCAAGCGUAGCGUUGCGGUGGCUGACACUUACACUACACUUUUCGUAUGUGACAAGGAGCAGGAGGAGUCGUUGCGUUACACACUGAAACUCGUGGAAACAUUUCACGGUCUGAACUCCAUCCUUUUUCAAUGGGAAGCGAGGCGGCUCAUUGUUCCUCAGCCGCUGCAGAGUGAGUGUAUGGAAGAUAUACUCACCAUUGCGUCUUUCUUUGGGUUGAAGGUCGUUUCGGAGGAAGGUAAGGACGCUGGUGACGCUGUUUCUGAUGAUGCUACUACAAAUACUACGAAUAGUGCUACUACUACCGCUUCUGGUGCUUCGGAAGCGGCGUGA